Endocarpon pusillum Z07020 is the source of this 1701-nucleotide messenger RNA. RefSeq lists its product as uncharacterized. The transcript has a single exon. NCBI's taxonomy places the organism in Eukaryota, Fungi, Ascomycota, Eurotiomycetes, Verrucariales, Verrucariaceae. Gene Ontology annotation, cellular component: U2 snRNP; U2-type prespliceosome; catalytic step 2 spliceosome. Gene Ontology annotation, biological process: mRNA cis splicing, via spliceosome; regulation of alternative mRNA splicing, via spliceosome. Gene Ontology annotation, molecular function: RNA binding. Bases 1 to 1701 code for a protein of 566 amino acids. The record is from RefSeq and is a predicted model, not a curated record.
AUGGCAACAAAUGGAGCGGUACCCGAACUACCUGAGGCCGUGUCCAAGCCUCCCGAAGGAAUUGUUCUGCCACCCAAGGACAUUCGCGCUAUAGUUGAGAAGACAGCAGGAUACGUAGCUCGCAAUGGGCAUGUGUUCGAAGACCGUAUCCGCGAGAAGGAGAAGCACAACCCCAAAUUCUCUUUCCUGUCGCCAAACGAUGCAUACUCGGCGUUUUAUCUGUGGCGGCUAAACGAAGUGCGCGAAGGACGAGGCACGGCUGUCAGCGCUGGAAGGGCUGGAGAAGGCGCGCAGGCUGUUGUCGAAGAGAAAGCAAAAGGUCCAGCACCACCUCCGGAAUUUCAUUUUUCGGCACGGAUGCCCAAUAUAUCAGCGCAGGACUUGGAAAUCGUCAAGCUCACAGCUUUACAUGUAGCAAGGAAAGGCAGAUCAUGGAUGACAGCCCUAAGCCAGCGAGAGGCGAGGAACUUUCAAUUUGACUUUUUACGACCGCAACACUCCCUUUACCAGUUCUUCUCCCGCUUAGUAGACCAAUACACGCUCCUUCUUCAGACAGGGCCCGAAGGCCAAAAGGCAGAGCAGAAACGCAUUCAAGACCUGCAACAAAAUCUACAAGAUAAGUUUCGAAUAUUGGAGCGGGCAAAGCAACGGAGUGAGUGGGUCAAAUACCAAGAAGCACAAAAGCAGCAAAAAGAAGAGGAGGAGGAAGCAGAACGGCUGGCAUAUGCUCAGAUUGACUGGCAUGACUUCGUGGUUGUGGAAACUGUCCUUUUCACCGAAGCAGAUGACCAAGCCGACCUACCCCCCCCUACCUCACUCAACGAUCUUCAGAGCGCAAGUCUAGAGCAGAAAGCCAUGAUGAGUCUUGCCAGACCAGAUAUGCGUAUUGAAGAAGCUAUGCCAACAGACGACAUGACCAGCUACUAUGACCCAUACGCACAGCAAGCACAGACCCAGCCGUACAACCCUUCUCCGUCUCCGUAUCAACCACAACCACAGCUUCAACAAUAUGCCUCAACAAUGGACUAUACAGCCACACCUCCCCAGCCUGCAAUGUCACCGCAGCCGUCAUCUGUCUUCGCCUCGUCUGCCAACAAUAUCUCCCUUCCCACAAGACCAGACGCCACCCCUUCGCCUCGACCACCCUCAGUACCUCAACAGCCACCAGCUGUCGCUACCCCCGCUGCCGCUGCCAGCGCGAAUACCGCCGCUCCGAUGCGCAUCCGUUCAGACUACGUACCUCGAGCACAACAACGCACUAAAGCAAAUCCUGCAACUGCCUCCGCUAUUUGUCCAAACUGUGGGCAAUCGGUUCUUCUCUCUGAACUCGAUAAGCAUUUGCAGAUUGAGUUGCUGGAUCCGAGAUGGAAGGAGCAACGUGCGAAGGCAGACUCGAGAUUUGCGAGUACGAAUCUAGGUGGGACAGACGUGGCCGCUAACCUCAAACGGUUACGUGCUCGAACUGGUGGUGAUACGAGUGAUCCGCUUGCCGAAGCUGCUGCAAGGGUCUUGGAGAACCAAGAAGAGGAAGAAAGGAGAAAGAGAUUGAAAGGGAUGGAUGGCACUUAUGAUGCUCCAGGAACAACUAGCUAUCCGACGCCGACUGUAGAUCAACAGAAGAAGCAACCUGCUCAGGGGGCACAGAGUCAGAUGAGUGUACAGGAACAGAUCAAGAACAUCCACCAAAAGUUCAAAUCAUGA